AUGGACAUUGACGUUGCUGAAGAAAUUCGGGAGCUAAUUCCCAAGGCCGAAGAAGUACUUGUCGAAUACAUCGCCGGCUACAUCGAGGACGCUGAUGAAGACGAGGAUAUUAUUGCUGUUACCCGGUCGUUCCUUGAAUCGCCUGCGGAAGGCGGGCAUGAAGCCGGCCUCGAAAAGCUUCUCUCUAAGAUCGAGCGAUACCUUGAAGAGAAACGGAUUGCGGACGGGAAAGCGCGUCAGCCAAAACUUACCCGGCUCGACAAGGUGGUCGAUAUGAGCCAGGCUCCGGCCAUGUCUAGCACUAUCGCCAUGUCGGAAGGGGUUGAUCUGUCUUCAAUUAAUAAGGGAAAAGCAUCGAGGGUAGAUUUGAAGAAACUGGAGAAAGCUGAAGCUAAAUUAAAGGCCAAAAUUGAGAAGCGUUCGAGACGCGACCUUUAUGAAGGAUCGAAGCUCAUCGAUAUGCAGAAGAAACAACAAUCUUACGAAGAAAUGUUUCUCAAGGUCAACUCCCUGGAAGCACGCGCUGCAGGAAAGGGGAAGAGCAAAGACAUUCAUCUGCCGGCUAUCGACGUCACGUUUGGAUCCAACCGUAUUCUGCAAGGUGCAAGUCUUACACUCGCAUAUGGUCGUCGUUAUGGAUUGAUCGGAAGGAACGGUGUUGGUAAAUCGACUUUACUCCGACAUAUUGCCAUGCGAGAGGUCCCAGUCCCGCCACACAUUACUAUACUCUUCGUUGAACAAGAAAUCGUUGGUGAUGAUACCACAGCAUUGGAGUCGGUUCUCAAAGCAGAUGUUUGGCGAGACCGAUUGCUCAAAGAAGAAAGGUCCCUUAACGAGCGUCUCCUGAAGCUUGAGGAAGCGGGCGGCGAUGACCGUGUCGCUGACGAAGCUAAAGAGGAACUUUCUACCCAGCUGGCUGAUGUACACACUCGCCUAGCUGAAAUGGAAGCUGAGAGCGGCCCCGCCCGGGCUGCUUCGUUGCUAGCUGGCCUAGGGUUUUCGGAAUCUGACCAACAUAGAGCGACAAAGACGUUUAGUGGUGGUUGGAGAAUGCGUUUGGCUCUUGCUCGAGCUCUGUUUGUGAAACCUGACUUGCUAAUGCUUGACGAGCCUUCCAACCAUAUUGAUCUGAACGCACUUGCUUGGCUAGAAGAUUACUUGCAAACCUGGCCAAGUACCUUGCUUGUGGUCUCCCACGACCGUGCCUUUUUGGAUGCAGUCGCAACGGACAUCGUUCACCAGCACUCGUCCCGACUUGAUUAUUACAAGGGCAAUUUUACACAGUUCUAUGCAACAAAAACGGAACGGGAUCGCAACGCGCGGAAGGAAUAUGAAACCCAAAUGGCAUAUCGGGCACACCUGCAGGCAUUUAUUGACCGGUGGCGCUAUAACGCUAAUCGUGCGGCUCAGGCCCAAAGCAAAAUCAAAAUUCUGGAGAAACUGCCGGAACUUGAGCCCCCCGAAGAAGAAGAAACAGAGAAAUUCAAAUUCCCUGAAACAGAGAAAAUAUCCCCGCCGCUUUUGCAACUCUCAGAGGUCUCAUUCGGAUAUAGUCCCGACAACAUCAUUCUUCGCGACGUCAACAUUGACAUCGGUUUAGAAUCUCGCAUUGCUGUGGUCGGACCCAAUGGAGCCGGUAAAAGUACCAUGAUUAAGCUACUUAUUGGAGAACUUAACCCUAUGGGUGGCCAAGUCAAUCGUAAUGGGCGAUUAAGAGUGGCGUAUUUUGGCCAACACCACCUGGAAACACUGAAUCCGGCUAUGUCUCCGGUUGCGUUCUUGGCUAGCAAAUUCCCGGGAAAGAGCGAACAAGAGUACCGCCAGCACCUAGGAGCAUUUGGCAUCACCGGCCUUACAGGUUUGCAAACGAUUGGCACAUUGUCUGGAGGUCAGAAGAGCCGCGUCGCAUUCUCUAUUCUUUCAAUGCAAAAACCACACUUGUUGCUUCUAGACGAGCCGACUAACCAUCUCGAUAUCGAGGGUUUGGAUGCACUGAUGAAUGCUCUUCAAUCCUGGAACGGAGGUGUCAUUCUAAUUUCUCAUGACGAACGUUUCAUUACCACGGUUUCAAAUGAGCUUUGGGUCUGUGGGGAUGGAAAGAUUGUGAAAUAUAAGGGUGACGUGCAAGCAUAUAAGAGUUUGAUUGUCAGCAACUUGAAGCAGAAGCCAUAA
Messenger RNA from Rhizoctonia solani, 2172 nucleotides. Its product is annotated as ABC transporter. The record is from RefSeq and is a predicted model, not a curated record. The transcript is spliced from 21 exons. NCBI's taxonomy places the organism in Eukaryota, Fungi, Basidiomycota, Agaricomycetes, Cantharellales, Ceratobasidiaceae. Bases 1 to 2172 code for a protein of 723 amino acids. Gene Ontology annotation, molecular function: ATP hydrolysis activity; ATP binding.